AAGGUUAGGCUGCGCGCGCUGGAGGCCGUCGUCUGCUGCUGUAAUUCGGCUACAGUGGGAAGGAAAAUAUUGUUUAAAGUCGACUUUUACCCACCCACGAAUAAUCCGUUUCGCUGGGAUUUUACGCUACUCCUUCCUUACAGAGAAAGCUUCUCGCUAAAAGGGCAGACCGGGACAGUGAGUCGAUUAGCGGCCCAUGCAGCCAUAACAAGCCCGUGAUACUCCACCAGAUCACUGGAGAAGGUGACCCCCUCGCCCCCCUUUCCUCUCCCAUUUCCUUAGCUUCUGUCCCCUGCCCCCUCAUAAUCAGCCCAGGGACCCUCUUCCUAAUAGCCAGUUAGGAACGUUGGGUCUGUUCCUCCCCAUUCUCCUAGCCUCCAUCUGUCUCUCUAACUCUGACCGCUCAUCGGACUCCCCAAAAACAUGUCCUCCAUCUUGCCUUUCACUCCACCUGUGGUGAAGCGUCUGCUGGGCUGGAAGAAGUCGGCCAGUGGUUCGAGCGGAGCGGGAGGGGGUGGAGAGCAGAACGGCCAGGAGGAGAAAUGGUGCGAGAAGGCCGUCAAAAGCCUGGUGAAGAAGCUGAAGAAGACGGGCCAGCUGGAUGAGCUGGAGAAAGCCAUCACCACACAGAACCUUAACACCAAGUGUGUUACCAUCCCCAGCAAUUGCUCUGAAAUUUGGGGACUGAGUACACCAAAUACGAUAGAACAGUGGGAUACCUCAGGCCUUUACAGCUACCCUGACCAAACCAGAUCUCUGGACGGGCGUCUGCAAGUGUCUCACCGUAAAGGUCUGCCUCAUGUCAUCUACUGCCGCCUGUGGCGAUGGCCCGACCUGCACAGCCACCACGAGCUGCGCGCCAUCGAGACCUGCGAGUACGCCUUCAACCUCAAGAAGGAUGAAGUCUGCAUCAACCCCUACCACUACCAGCGGGUGGAGACGCCAGUUCUUCCGCCCGUCCUCGUGCCAAGACACACAGAGAUCCUGACUGAGCUCCCUCCUCUGGAUGACUACACCAACUCCAUACCUGAAAACACCAACUUCCCAACAGGGAUAGAGCCCCCUAACAAUUACAUACCAGAAACUCCUCCCCCGGGAUACAUUAGUGAGGAUGGAGAGGCCAGCGAUCAGCAGAUGAAUCAAAGUAUGGACACAGGUUCUCCUGCAGAACUGUCGCCAAGCACACUCUCGCCUGUCAAUCAUGGCAUGGACCUGCAGCCAGUGACUUACUCGGAGCCUGCGUUUUGGUGCUCCAUAGCUUACUAUGAACUAAACCAGCGGGUGGGAGAAACGUUCCACGCCUCUCAGCCUUCUCUCACCGUGGACGGCUUCACAGACCCCUCCAACUCAGAGCGGUUCUGUCUGGGCCUGCUGUCCAACGUCAACCGCAACGCCACCGUGGAGAUGACCCGGAGACACAUAGGUCGAGGGGUCAGGCUGUAUUAUAUUGGUGGGGAAGUGUUUGCCGAAUGUCUUAGCGAUAGUGCCAUCUUCGUUCAAAGCCCUAACUGUAAUCAGAGGUAUGGCUGGCACCCGGCAACAGUCUGUAAAAUCCCCCCAGGCUGUAACCUGAAGAUCUUCAAUAACCAGGAGUUUGCGGCACUGCUGGCUCAGUCAGUGAACCAGGGCUUUGAGGCUGUAUAUCAGUUGACCAGGAUGUGCACCAUUCGCAUGAGUUUCGUCAAAGGCUGGGGAGCCGAGUACAGACGGCAGACGGUGACGAGCACCCCGUGCUGGAUCGAGCUUCACCUGAACGGCCCGCUGCAGUGGCUGGACAAGGUCCUGACUCAGAUGGGCUCGCCCUCCGUACGCUGCUCCAGUAUGUCCUAAUCGACACGAUCAAGCUCUCUGUCCCCUGCCCCCCCAAAAACGACUGAUUCUACAAUCACAUCAACCGAAAACAAGAACAACAGACUUACUAUAACCCCACCCCCUCUUUCUCUAUCAUAGUACUCGUGAGCCUUUCUCUAUCUCUCUCGUCUCCCGACACUGACGUUCUCAACCGUUCGGACCAGAACGCAGCACUUGCUGUCUCAUCAGCUUCAUGCACCUUUAAUUCUCUCUUAUUUUUCUUUCAUAAACCCUCAAUAUUAAAUGUAUUAGUAGUAGAAUAUGAAAUGUAUAUUGGUUUUUUUAUUUUUAUCUGGAUGGUUUUCAAGAAGGAGGGAAGGUGCGUAUGAUGUGUGGAAGUUCAAGAAGGCAGGAAAUAACUUCACACACAACACACACACUCACACACAUAUUUGUAGCAGUAAGGCUCCCCCCCCCCUUGAUGAAGUAAAUACUUUUCCUGGAUGGCGAUCCCAAUCCGGUCGUUCAAGGAGGUUACUUUUUCUGGCAAAAAGUCUCAUUCUUUGUUUUUAUACACGUUAUGAUUGUGUAGAUUGGCGCGUUAAGACUUAAUCAUGUUUUUCGAUUUCUUCAGUAAUGCCAAAAGAUACCUUUUUAUUUUAUUAUUUUCCAAUUUCUCCCCCCCAAACCACUAUAUAUGAAUGUUGCCUUUGAUUCGAGGUAUGCUGCUGUAAGACAUGCUUCUAUUAUUCAAAUUGAUAGGAAUGUUUAACGCAAAAAAAAAAAAAAGCCCAUCGUUCAAUUCGAACUUCAGAAUGAACUUUUUAUCCACUGGGUGAAAUAUUCACUAGUUGGCUGUGGAGUGGUUUUCAUCAGAAAGUGGCUUCUUUUAAGGACGAACAAAUAUUUUCAAAGGUUAUUAAAAUGCCUCAUGCAGUCCAAAUCUUUAAAAAAAAAAGAUGAAAAAACAAACAAACAAAAAAUCGAAGUAUUUAAGCUUUAAGUGUUAAUAAACUAGGUUAUCCUUCACACAAUUACAAGAUUUUUUUUUCCCUUUAUCUUUCUUUUAGCUACUUUUUGUAUUUUCAUGUAUUUUUAUAUAUAAAUAUAUUUAAGAUCUUUAAAGCUCUCUUCCUUUUUAUUAGAAUUGAAUAUUUUUUUAGAUCAUGCCCUCUUUUUAAAGGAACAUGGCUUCAUAAUGAAAUGUCCUAUCAUACGAAAACGUUAUUUAGCAUGAAACUUUUAUAAGCGCAAAUAUCUUUUCUCUUCUUCCAAUUCAAGCUGUUGUCCCAGUUAACGUUUUGCCCUGAUCUUGAACCUGCCCCCCAACCCACACACACACACACACACACACUUUGAUUUUCUUUUAGUUGCUUUUCCUCCCAUGUUCACAACACGAACACGAUACUGUUUAACCCACCGCCCCUCAAACUACGGCUACCCGAUGGGGACAUUCAGCCUACGGGAACAUCGCUGUGUUUUAUUUGUUUGCAAUUGGGGAAAAAAAAAGACUUCCAAACAGGGAGAACUGUGCAACUUUAGUGUGUGUGCUCGUUGUACAACUUUUACUAAUGACUGUGAUAUAGCUGUCUGUUAUUCUUUACUUGUUGUGGCAGUGACCAGGCGUUGCAAGUAUCCAUUCCCCUCUUCCCACCUCUGUCUCCAUCUUUUCCUCCAUUGAUCUUACUACUCUUGCGAUUGUACUUUAAGUGCAUCUAGUAAAAAGCUGACGAAGAUGUUGUGGCCCGUUUUUAAAGCCCAUAAGCGGCCAACAAGACACUGGGGACGUUCUGUUUGCCAUUUUUGACUGGGUGUGGAAAGAAAACCAAAUAGAACUGAAAGUGGACCAGACAUAUAUGCAUAUAAAUGUGUAUAUAUAAUUUUAUUUUACUUUUUCUGUAUUUUUUUUUUUCUCCUUUUGCAAAGCAUUUAACAGUUGGUGAGCUUGUUUUACCAUUAGAGAGAUGUAUUGGUAGGACGUGAACUUCAGGCGAUAAGCUUUUCAGGCGUGUUGCAUAUGCAGACUUCAUAAAUACACUAAUAAAAAGUUUUAAUUCUCAUGUUAAA
Pimephales promelas (fathead minnow) is the source of this 3858-nucleotide messenger RNA. It is a transcript of the gene smad2, whose product is annotated as SMAD family member 2. Lineage: Eukaryota; Metazoa; Chordata; Actinopteri; Cypriniformes; Leuciscidae. Gene Ontology annotation, cellular component: heteromeric SMAD protein complex. Gene Ontology annotation, molecular function: RNA polymerase II cis-regulatory region sequence-specific DNA binding; DNA-binding transcription factor activity, RNA polymerase II-specific; I-SMAD binding. Gene Ontology annotation, biological process: transforming growth factor beta receptor signaling pathway; SMAD protein signal transduction; anatomical structure morphogenesis. The record is from RefSeq and is a predicted model, not a curated record.